CUUGACUUGCUGAAUUGGGUUUGCUUUAACAAUCCUAUACAGAGCAAUUAUGAUACAAAAAAAAUUAGGUAGCUACAAAGCAUCGCUUUCACUUAUUAAAACUGGCCACUAUGUCUUUGGAACCACUCACUGCAGUCACAACAGUACAAACAGAAAUUUAGCCUCGACCAUAUCAAUUCGGAAUCGUCCACUCAGAUGGUAUUCAACUGAAUCAUCUCCAGCUCUAGCCAGUAACCCUAUAGAAACCAUGAAAAGUAGUGACUACAACACCAGGCACAAAAACCGAUUUGGAGGGGGUUGGCUCUGGCUAAUUCCUGCAGUGACGCUCGGAUUGGGUAUUUGGCAAGUUCAGCGACUGCAAUGGAAAUUACAUCUGAUUGAUCAAGCCCAAUCUCGGAUCCAUCAAAUCCCUCGUGUUCUUUCAUGUGAGAGUGCAAAGGCUACUGUUCCAUCUAGAGAUCAAUUUACUAGAGUCACUGUAACGGGUACAUUUCUACACGACAAGGAGAUCAUGGUCGGUCCACGAGUGUUUCAUGCAGACACCUCGCAAGAUCAAGGAGGCGGUAUCUUGGGUGGUGGAAAACCCGAUAUUGGCUACUUUAUUUUCACACCCAUGGUCAUUGCAGAGUCUACUGUUGGAGCCGAGAAUGCGAUUGUUUUGAUAAACAGGGGUUGGAUACCUAAAGAUGAAUGUGAUCGUCCUCAUCGUAAAGCAAUUACUGGGCUUGUUACUGUGGAUGGUGUUAUACGUGAUGGCGAACCGUGCGGAAAGUUGCAAUCUUGGACAAUAUCCAAUAAACCGGAAAAGGGCGAAUGGUACAGUAUUGAUCUGGAGAAAAUUUCACAAUGGACUGGCUCUCUCCCCAUCAUCGUUCAGAUGGUGAGCGACUCGCCAAUCAAUCAAAAGUUUUCACCAAAUAAUGGCCAACCCUAUCGACCAAAAGUGCAUGCUAAACUACGCAACAACCAUAUGGAGUAUGCCAUAACAUGGUUUGGUCUCUGUGCUGUAAGCACGCUGAUGUUGGCUUCUAAAAAGCGUAUUUUCCGUAAACGUUGA
Molecule: messenger RNA, 1057 nt
Organism: Batrachochytrium dendrobatidis JAM81
Lineage: Eukaryota; Fungi; Chytridiomycota; Chytridiomycetes; Rhizophydiales
Exons: 3
Coding region: 50-1057 (335 amino acids)
Biological process (GO): mitochondrial respiratory chain complex IV assembly
Cellular component (GO): mitochondrion; membrane
Source: RefSeq, a predicted model, not a curated record